GAUGGACGGACGACCCCCCACUCAAGACAAGCGGAUCUCCCCCAGACCUCUCCCCACCCCCCAGGGACAGACGGAUGCCCCUGCGGAGCACAGCGCCCCAGCGGGACCUCAGCCUCCCUGCCCCACCCAGCACCUCCGGGCAGCGGCUGGAGGGGACGGACAGACGGGCACUGGCUGCCCCCAGCCGAAGCAUCCAGCCGGUGCUUAAGGUGGAAGCGGCCAGGGCCCUGCCAGGUGCUGCGCAGAGGUGGGUGCUGGCCCCGGGGCUGGGGGGGCUCUUCUGCCCCGCUGGCCCCUUGUGCCUGGCGCAGGCAGGGGCAGGUUUGGGCCUGGGCUCUGCCCGCCCUCCCCCCAGCGCAGCCCUGAUCCUGCCCCCUCCCGGGCCCCUCGUGCCUCCCGCCAGGAUUGUUGGUGCCACAGAGAAGCCACAGGCUCAGGAUCCGCUGCCCCCUCCCGCAGCACCCCAGUGCCCAGACAUGGGGGUCUGCUCCCACCCUCCUCAACCCUCCAGGCCUGGAGCAGCUACCCUCCCUGCGCUGGGGCAGCUCAGACCAUGCCUGCUCCCCGAGGGCAGCCCCCAGUGCCAAAACGCAGCCGCCUCUGGGGUGGGGCUGGCAGCCAGGGAACCCGCACCGGGCGAAGCUGCCGUGCCCUGGAGACGGGGAGUGAGGGAUGUGGCCAGGGCCAGGGGGGAGGAUGGCAGGCUCCACCUUAAGAGCUCCCUCACCCGGGGCCAGGCUCCCUGGCAGGGCCCCCCUCCGGAGCCAGUGCCCGCUGAUUCACUGGGUGGUGCUGGGAUGGGCCCAAUGCCAGGCAGGGCCGUCCUGGGGCCUGCAGCCAGCCCCUGCGCGGAGGGCAGCUGGCUCUGCUGCGCCCUUCGUGCUGGAGCUGGGAGCCGCGGUGCCAAGGCCGGAGGCAGGCUGGCAGUGGCAGCACUCGGGUCCACGUGUGCGGGCAUCCCCCUGCCGGUGCAAGAGCCUUUGCUGGGAACCCCCUGCUCUGCAGCACCCCGCUGGCAGCAAGGACCGCACCAUACCCGCCCGGCCAGGCGGCAUGGCGUGGCCUGCCCCCGCCUCGCGGAGCCCUGCCGGGAGAUGGCGCGGCCUGGACUGACCCGUGCUGGAAGGCGCUCAUCCUGGGAGGCCCCGGUGCCGCCCAGCGGCCGUGACGGGCUGCAGCCAGCGCGCCCCCUGCACUGCUGGGACCUCGCAUGGCAUCUGCAGGGAGGUGGCGCCGGUGGCACCGGAGCCUCGACGGAGCACGUGAGGCCUGAGGGCCCUGAGGAGCCACCUGCCCUGCUGCUGCGCCCGACCCUCCGCCUGCUGCGGUGCCACCGGCCUCCCCAGGGCCCCGGAGCCCGCAGCCCGGCUGUGCCCCUUGCAGGGGCUGGAGCCCCAACACCGAGCACCUCGUGCCACCUGCUGCCCUCGCCCCUCUGCAGCUCCUCCCUCAAUAAAGCCGCUUUAUCGGUUGGUUUGAGCCUGUCUGCAGGGCUUUCCUGGGGCGGGCCCUGCCCGAUGAGCCACUGUGCCAAGUGCACGGAUCCAAAUAACGGACUGGAAUUUGGGCUGGGACUACAGCUACCAGUCCUCCUUGGGCCACCUCCUGGACAUCUCUGCACAGAUGGCAAGUAAAUCAGUGCCUGGCACGGCCACAGCGGUCUUUGGACCAGAUGAAAACAUGGUCGAGGCUGUCCCGGAGAGUCCCCCGGUGCCACAGAGGCGUGGCGUGGGGUGGCCCAAGGAGAAUUUCUGGCGCUAAUCCCAGCCCAAAAGGAAUUUCUUAGUUGAGCCAUUAUACUUGGUGCGGGGGGCAUGGGGGCUGCACUUAGCAGCAUGGCACGGGCUGCGCAGGACUCUGGUCUGGGGAGUCCAGCGGUGCCACGGAGGCAUGGCGCGGGGUGGCCAAGAAGGAUUUCCACCUCUAAUCCAGCCCCAAAACGGCUCCUUAUUCAAGCCAUUGUAUUUAGUACAGUCGCUGGGGGGAGGAGGGGGGCUUUGCGCCGACAGCGUGGCAGAGCCAAACCGCGCUUCGGGCCGGACAGCACGCUGGGAGCGUCGCGGGGGCGUGGGGUGCCCCAACAAGGACUCCCAUCUCUAACCCCAGCCCAAAAACCAGCUCCCUGCUCGAGUCGUACGGAGCACAGCGGCCAGGGGUGUCAGGGCACGCAAAACCGGGAAAGAGGCACGGCAUGGCGUGGUGUGGCGUGGCCCAAGAAGGAUUCCUGUCUCUCAUCCCAGCCCAAACUCCAGUUCUGUCUUGGGCCCGUGUGCUCGGCGCGGCGUCAGGCGGGUGUCUGGUGGCAGCCUGGCACGGCCACAGGUCUGCGGUGGGUCGGGCUGCUCGGGGCGGCCCCCCAGGGAAGCCUGGGGCGGCCCAGGAAGGUUUGGCCCCAUAAACCCAUGCUAACCUGACCGGGUUUAGGGCUCUACUCGC
Messenger RNA from Alligator sinensis (Chinese alligator), 2436 nucleotides. Its product is annotated as basic proline-rich protein-like. The transcript is spliced from 2 exons. Lineage: Eukaryota; Metazoa; Chordata; Crocodylia; Alligatoridae. The record is from RefSeq and is a predicted model, not a curated record. The coding region runs from base 75 to 1634 and encodes 519 amino acids.